Messenger RNA from Chilo suppressalis (striped riceborer), 5770 nucleotides. NCBI's taxonomy places the organism in Eukaryota, Metazoa, Arthropoda, Insecta, Lepidoptera, Crambidae. The record is from the annotation of a GenBank genome assembly.
CGACGGACGACGGAAACAAACAAAUUGCUCUAUUUGCACGUCCUGGCACGUACGACUACCGAAUUUCAAGGCAAAGAUUUUAUUAUUCGUUUUUACCUGUCUAAUCGUUAAAAACUGUUGUAAAGAUUGUUCUCAACCUGUUUGUGCUGUCUUCUUCUGUGAUAUAACGUAAAUAACAAUUUGUUGAUGAUGCAUGCUCCUUCAUUAUAACUAAAUGUUCGCUUCAUAACUUCGUUUGUUCGACUGCAAGCAAAAAUGUCUAACUUUGGUGUUGGAAUUUACAUUUUGACAAUAAUGUGGAUAUUAUCGCUGUUACUGUGUUGGGUGUCUGUGCGUACAGGCCAUUAUAUUGGGAAAAUAUUUUUAGCUAUCUGUAUUUCACUUACAAUCAUUCUAUUAUUGUUGCCAAAAGGAGAGGCGAAUUACUCACUCGGUGCCAAUCUUUACGACCAUUCGUUAGUGCCUCGCUAUACUAUUCUUUCGUUUUUGCUUGUCAGUGGAAUAGCUGGUUCCAUCUAUUGUUUCAUUCACAUUUGCCUUACCCCUGUUGAAACCAGAAAAGUCAAAGGUUUUGGUAAUCUGAAUUGAAAAAACUUAUUCAUUGUAAAAAAUGUCUAAUACAUUAUGUCAAAGUCUGAGAUCACCUAUUCGAAGUUUAGCAAAAUUGAGGCAAGCAAAAGGAAUUUCUACAUCAAUUGUUCACAAUGAGACCAUAUUAGUUAAGAAUAAUGAAGAAUUUGUAAAUAAGGUAAUGAACAGCAACAAAGCAGUUAUUGUGAAUUUCCAUGCAGAGUGGUGUGAGCCAUGUAAGAUCCUUACACCAAAGCUGAAGGAAUUAAUUGAGCCUCUAAACAAUCUGGAUUUAGCUGUGGUUGAUGUGGAAGAUAAUGCUGAUUUGGUGCACACUUUUGAGGUAAAAGCUGUGCCUGCAGUGAUAGCAAUAAAAAAUGGAUUAAUAGUAGAUAAAUUCAUUGGUCUGGUGGAUGCUGAUAUGAUCACCAGUUUGAUUGACCGCAUGGCAGGUAAAACCAAAGAGGGGGCGUAAGCUGCUUCUCAGAACUUGUAGAUAAAUAUUUAAUAGCAUAACAGUCAAUAUUCAUGUUAUAAUGUUGGAGUGACCUCCAGAAAAAAAUACCAAGAGACCACUCUUUCGGUGCAUAUAUUGUUUUUAAAAUAACAGUGACAUGAGAAAUUCAUAAAAUCUAAAAAUAUUAUGUUAUGUAUGUAUUUAAAACAUAAAAUUUAGUUUAUUAUAAAGUUAAUAUUACACUCCUAUAACACAUUAAAUCAUCACAAAUUGUUAUUUAAUGUUUUAUUUUAUAAAUAAGUAAUCAGGAUUUAUCACAAGUGCAAUAACAUUUGUGAAGUAGUUAGAAAGUCAUUGCCUAUGCUUGUUUGCAGUUGGUAUCUUUUUAGCUACCCAUUAUGUUUUUACAACUGAUAAUGACAAUGACAAAUAAAUUAUAAAGAGUUUUCUUGAAAAGACUGCUUAAGUUGGCAAGGAUAUCUUAUGCCGUCAUGAUUAUGAUACCUACUGUAAUGUUAAUGUAAUGUUUAAACAGGCAUUAGAAGCAAUUAUGAAUGUCCAGUUUAAUGUGAAUGAAUGUAAACGAAUUCUACUAUAAUUAUCGUUAAAGUAUUAAUGAUUGUGACAAAAUCUUUAAGUUAUAUAAAACGAAAUUUAAUUUUGUAAGAAUAUUUAUUAAAGUGAGAACCUAAAAUAUUGACUUUGGUUAUCUAACCUAUUAUAAUUUUCUAAAUGUUUUGCAUUCUAAAUUACGUGAUUUGCUUUAACGUACUCAUUUUGCAAAGUUGUAUUGACUGAUUUGCAUGGAAGAUUACUGAGAUCACAUGUAUUAUAAUUAUUGUCAUUGUUAGCAAAACAGUUGUAUCAAAUAUUGCCUGGCAAGCACUCUCCUGACCAGCGUUGCCAGUUUUUUUUUGCCGACUUGGCAAUUAGGAUUUAGGGACAUUUUGAGUGAAAAAAGCGGGAUUCUUUCGUCGAAAGCCCGAAAAAAGUAUAUAAUGAAGUUUUUGAAUAUUUAUCUUCUUAUUUGAGUUCAAAUUACGUUUACGUGACAAUAGAUAGGUACCUAGUAAAAAUAUCCAUAGAAAAUGAGUUUUUAAUAAAAAUAUGAUAUUUUAAAUCAGAUUUACCCUAUCGUUAAAUAGAGUUCGAGUUAUUCCCGAAAAGCGGGAUUGAUCCUGUCCCGCGCGGGACAUUUAAUUUUGUUUUAAUAAUCGGGACGUCCUGCCAAAAUCGGGACGUCUGGCAACGCUGGUCCUGACACAUAUUUGAAGUUGUGCUUGGCCGUCUAUCAACAAUACUGUCCUAGUAUCUUACUUUAAAAUUUCUUUUCAUACUUUUUAUUAUUUGACUGAGAGGUUUAGCACCUACUUCUUAAUCUGUACCUGUCUAGAGCAAAUUUUAAUGUAAAAUUAAAUUUGUUUUCUUUUGUACAUUGCUAUACUGUAUUAGAGUUAUUUGCGUGUAUUUUGUGGUGCUAAUUUAUACAUGUAAUUGAAGCUUUAACAAAAACAUAUCUUGUCUGUACCCUCAUUAACAUCGCAAUAGAACAAAACUUUAUAAUUUAUAUCAUUCUGAUGUACCUACUCUAAAUACCAUUUUUUUUCAAGUACUGAACAAAACAAGAAAUAUUUUAAAUAUUGAGGACCCACAAGUACAAUGGAUAUAAUUUGGACUUGAAUUUUCUUUGGGUGUUGGCCUCCUUCAAUUUAAAUCACUUUUCGAAGUCUCCUUGUCGAACACCCCUCCUCUUAUCCGAACUGACUGUUUGAUUUAUAGGCCACAUAUUCUCGAUAAUUGAUUUUUUUCCAUUGCCAACAAGAUUUUAACUUACCUAUUUCAAGAUACCAACUUAUAUCUAAUACAGUGUAUAAAGAUAUUCUAUCAUAAUCGCAGGAAACUCAAUUAUUUCUCAACUUACUAUAGUUAAUGUAUGUUAUUGUGCUUUUUAUCCGCACACGCCUUUGUACGUGACGCCUUUUAAAACGCUAGGUUUACUUUAUUGUGCUAAAUAUUAUCUCUAUAAUAUAUUAAGUACCAAAUUUAUUAAGUUAUUGUUGAGUAUUUAGGCUUUAGUAUGUACACUUCGUUACUAGAUGACUAUGUUGAAAAACUUGUAUUUACACAUGAUAGCAGAAUGACUAUGUCGACAAACUUGUAUUUAUACAUGAUAGCUGAAUGACUAUGUCGACAAACUUGUAUUUACGCAUGAUAGCAGAAUUUAAUUUUAUGGAUCAAAUAAUUCGUAAAUGAUUCAUAUAAUUUCUAAGAACAAAAAUUCUUACGACCCUCAAAUACGUAUUCAUCUGGUUGGUGUUGAUGUGUAACAUAUUCUACAAUAUUUAAAAUUGUGCGUCAAAUGUGCAGCUGUUGCUUAGAAAUACUGGCUGUCGCACUUUAGACAGAUUGAGCUCUUACAACGUCUGCGAUCGACUUAUGAUAGAAUGUACAGUGGGAACAAGACCUUGUAGCGUGUGGAAAAUAUCGGUAUAAAUAAAUCUCAUUUAUGUAAGAGGUGUGAAUAAAACCUUUUAUAUAUCCUAUUUUGUACUCUUUCCGAUUUGUUAUAAAUUAAUGUACAAAAGUAAUCCUCAUUCCACCCCAUCUAAAAUAUAAAAUUCUCGUGUCACGGUGUGCGUAAUUGAACUACUCCGAAACGGCUCGACCAAUUUUCGUGAAAUUUUAGGCGCUUUGCAGACGACGGGGCGGGGCGGGCCGGUCAAUUUCGCCGCGAAUAAUAGCACAAAGUGAAUCCUAUACUUCAAACGCACACAGAGGGCAAAAAGACCGCGCCGUAGAUGCCCGGCGGGCAGUGGCGGCGCGGCAUGUCCGCGGCUACCCGCCGUGGAUCAUACAAACCAGUUUAUAUGCAGUAAUGCAGACGGCGGCGCUGGGCGGUCAGCUCAGUCCGCGCCUCGCGUUUAUUAGUGAUGGACUAUUCACUAGAACGAACGUCCUAAACUGACCGCCUCUGCCCGUCGUGUGCUUUGUGUACGCGGCGCGGGCAGCCGCAGACAUCGACGGGCAGACGCGGUCUUUAUUGCUUCGCGGACAAAAUGCCCGCCCCGCCCCGUCGUCUGCUCAACGCCUUAUAUGCAUAUUCAGCAGGUCUGAGAAUAAGACAACAUCUAUUUUCAUCCCCCUAAAUGUUAAGGGUGGUCCACCCUUAAAUUAUUUUUUAUAAUUUUAUGAUACAUCAUACAAAAAUACAUACAACCCCUUAAUUUUCACCCUUCUACUACCAACCCCUAUUUUUUUUUAUGGCGGUACGAUGUCCGCUAGGACAGCUAGUCAUGUUAUAAAAAUGCCACAAGACCUUGGUCGCACUGCACGGUGAAUGUAAAUUGGAUAAAUCCAUGAAUUAAAGUCGGCGUAUCAAUAUCCGAUGUAUGUUAUUGAACUUUAAGUUAUCCUGAUAUUUUAAUAAUGAUAUUCCUCCAAUAAAUUAACAUUAUAUAAUAUUUAUUGCAAUUAGGUGCUUGGCAAUCCAUCCGAUUGAAAACCCCAUGCAUAUAUCAUUGUUAAUAUUUGUAUAUGCCAUAAUAUUGAUUGCUCUGCGAUAAUAUUCUGAAAAAUACAUUUUUCGUAAUUUAUGUUUUGUGCUAUAUAGAAGAAAAAUAAGUUAAUGGUGCAGUAGAAUGUAUUAAGUAAUAGAUUAUUUUCUCGUUUUCAUAUACAUACUGAUACAAUUUGGAUAGCAUCGAUCCUUGCAUAACAUGUGUGGAGCUGGCGAACAAAACGGUAUAAUUACGCAUAUGGUUUUGACCAUAUACUACUUUUUUUUACAGCCCGGAGGUUUUGGGCCAGCUGAAUUUGAAUUCCAACUCAUGUCAAUCAAAACAGCCUAAAAUUGUGUUAAAAUUACUUAAUCAAAAAACAAGCCAAAAGCUAACUGUAGGGAGACCUGAAACGGCUGCGAAACGUCAAUAAAUAAAGUUCGUGCAUUAACCCGUUAAAACUAAAUAAAACAUAUUUGUUUCUUAGGUUUUCACGCACAUCACUCAUUAAAUAAAACCGUUAAAACUAGUUUUAUGUAGGUAUGUCAUUCAGUUUUUUACUACCCUGUAAAAUUUAAUUUUAUGUAAUUAUAAAUAUAAAUAAAUAAAUAUUUCCAACACACACACCAAUUAGCCUAGCCCCAAAGUAAGUACUACAAGGCUUGUGUUAUGGGAUACUAGGGUAACGGAUAGAAUACAUAUAUAAGUAUAUUUAUAUAGAAAUACAUAUUAAACAUCCAGACUGGAGUACAAAUGCACGUAUUCAUCACACAAACAUCUGCCCCCACCGGGAUUCGAACCGGGGACCUCUCGAGUCGGCUCGGCCACGGAGGUCGUCAUUAUUAUACCGUUUUGUUUGCCAGCUCGUCAUGUACUACACCCUGCUCAAGAGAAAGUAUUAUUUUUCUUGUAAAUAGAUACCAGCAUUAGAUUGGUAGUAGCGAGCUUACCUUAGAAUUACGUCCAAAUAAUGACCAUAUUGGGUCCAGUUUACCUUUUAAAUGUAAAUUGCAUUUAGAUAACGACGUCUACAUUAGUGUAUAGUAUAUUAGAACAUUACCUUUUACUGUGUUAGAAAUGCGCAAACCACGACGUGGUUUAUACAAACUGCAGAGCCAGUCUCAUUAAUUAAUUAAGUAGGUUGUCAAGAGUUCUGUAAAAUUAAUUAAGGAAUUGAAUAUUAUAUUUGUUUCACAUGUAACAAAUCUCUAUGAACUGUAAAGAGAAAUAAAAUAUUUUCUUGGAA